AUGAUUGAAACUGAUAUCACUAUGAAUUUUGCUGAUAUUGCUGGCGGAUUGUUCAUUAAUUCCUUGUAUCUUUAAUUAACAAAGGGAUUGGAUGUUAUUAUAGUCAAUAAUAAUUCAACUCUAUAUGGCAAUAAUUUUGUAGAAAAACCAAGCUCUUUAACGUUAUCAUUAAAUGGAGGGUCGACUCUUUUAGAAAAAUAACUCUUUGUUAGUUCUGAAAAUGAGAUAGUUGAACAAAUUAUUAUCCAUCCUUAUAAAACAUAUGGUUUAUCAGUUUCAUAAAUAUAUCUGAAGUUGCCAUCUGGGUUGAUUAUUUAAGAUUACAAAUAUUUUGAUCACUUUACUUUAAAACCUAUUCCUUAUAAUUAUCGAUUGAGAGUUAUUGCUCUUGACAAAUUUAAAAAGUAAAUUAAAGGCUUAGAUAAUUCAUAUUGUACUCUUUCGCCUUUAGUUUAUAACAUUUCUGCUAAUGCUGAGGAAUUUAAUGUUACAUUUAGCCUUUCCUUUUAUAAUGUUAGUUUUAAUUAAUCUACUGGCGAUUAUAAUUUAGAUAAUUUAGUAAUCUAUUUCAAUCCAAAUUAUAGCGAAGAUCUUGUUUUAAGGCUUUUUAUUAAAUGUGAUGCUGUUUCAGUCCCAUAAUAUAAAGAUAAACCGCCAUAUUUAAUAGAUAAAACUAUGAUGUCUUAUAAAAUAUUUGUGGACAUUCAAACAUUUCCUUGUCAAAUAGGAGAAUUUUUGAAUUAUACUUCUGGGGGAUGUGUAAAUUGUGAUCCAUAUAAAAAUUAAUAUUCUGUUUAAUUAGAGGCAAAAAGCUGUAGUUAUAAGGAUGAUUCAAAAAUAAACUCAAUAAAGUCUUCAAUGAUUGAAUUAAGGCCUUCUUAUUGGAGAACCUAUUACUACAGCGACAAUGUGGAAUAUUGUUACCAUCUUCCUUAAAAUUGUAUGGGUGGCUGGCUGCCUGGGGAUUCUUCGUGUUUAUUAGGGCACAUUGGAGCUCUAUGUGAAUAGUGUGAUCUAUAUGAUAUAAGAGGCAAUGGCUAGUUUUCAGUGAGCUAAGAUUUCCAAUGUGGAAAUUGCGAUUAAAUUUCUUAUAAUAUCUUCAUAACUAUUUUAAUAAGUCUAUGGACUCUCCUUUCAGUUUUAUUAUCAGUUAGUAGUACUGUUGCGGUAAUGAAAGACUUUAUUAGAGAAAUAAGAUUAAGGUCUUAUGGAAUAUCUCAUUCUAUCAAAGAAGCAUCUCCUGCUAUUCUAAUUAAAAUAUUUACAAAUUAUUUAUAGAUUAUCCAAGCGAUUUCAACAUUCAAACUAGAAGUUCCCUUUAAUUUACUUAUAAUCAUGCAAAGUUUUGCAAAUCCCAUAGGAUCUAUGGCAUAUUCAUUAGAUUGCUUUAUAGUUUCUUUUACAAAUAUUGCAAUAAUUUACUUUAAAUUAAUAUGGAGUUUGAUUAUGGCAGCUAUGUAUUUAAUAUUUUUUUUUCUAUUACUUGGAAUUGCUGUUUCGAUAAAAUUAAUUAGGCUCGAUGUUUCAUAUAUUUCGACUCCGUUUAUCUAUUUAUUCAUUUAUUUAUAGCCAAAUCUGAUAGGGUAAAUCAUCUCACUAUUGUCUUACAGAAGGAUUUCAAAUGAGAAUUGGAUUUAAGGUAAUGUUUCGUAUAGGUAUGACACAAUCUCUCAUUAAAAAUGGAUUUAUUCUUUAUGUAUUCCACUUUUAAUCUUAAUUGGCUGUGUUAUUCCAUUUUUUUUAAUGUUUAGGUUAUUUAAGAAUAAAAAUUAAUUGAAUAGCAUAAACAUAAGGAAAGUUUGGGGAUAUUUAUAUAAUGAGUAUAAAAAACAUGCAUUUUAUUGGGAAAUGCUCAAAGUAAUUGAAAAGGAAGCAAUUAUAAUAGUAUUAAUUUAUUACAAUGAUCAUAUUUAAAUUAAAGCUUCGAUUGUUUUCCUAAUAUUAUUUUAUUACAGCUUUUUAACAACUUCAUAUAAACCAUAUGCUACAGGACAAUUAAAUCGCUUGGAUACUCAAUCUACAAUUAUUUGUGCAAUUUCAAUUAUCAUGGCAAGUUGUAUUUAUACUGCUUAAUAAUAAGGAUUAAAAGAAAUUAUUUUGCCUUCUUAUUUUGUUAUGGGUUUCAUAAAUUCUUUGUAUAUAAUUUAGAUGAUUAUACAAAUUGUCUUAUCCUAUUUCAAAAGAUUAGACCUAUUAAUCGAUAAAUUUAAAGAAAUUAUUUUGAAAAAUUUUCCGCAUUUCAUUUAAUAGCACCCUAAAAUUUAUAACAUUUUGGAAGGGAAAAAAUAAAAGCAAUUAAGAGUUAAAAUAAAAUAUAAGAAACUGAAAGUUUAUCUUUUGGCUUAAGCCAGGAGAAUCUUGCAAUUCAAAAUGCUUAAUGAAAACCUUCUCUCAAAUCAAGUAAGUUUAAAGGGUUUUGAGUAAGAAUAAAAUUAAAUUAUAUCUCCAUAAGCAAAAAGCAUCUAAAGUGAGGUUGUCUUGAACACAAGUUAGUUAAUCUCAGAAAGAAUAAACCAAAAUCCAAAAAGCUUUGAAAAUUAAUAAAAGUCGAUAUUUAGUGCAUUUAAAAGAGAGAAUAAUUAAAGGGGAAGAAAAUAUUCAUCCCCUAAAACCUGA
Messenger RNA from Paramecium tetraurelia, 2616 nucleotides. RefSeq lists its product as uncharacterized. Lineage: Eukaryota; Ciliophora; Oligohymenophorea; Peniculida; Parameciidae. The record is from RefSeq and is a predicted model, not a curated record. The transcript is spliced from 2 exons.